AUGUCUGAUCACGACAUUCAUCAAAAUACAUACAACAAAUUGAGAAGUGUCUAUAAAUACUACAUCGAUUCAUAUAACACAUUGUAUCAGCUAAAAACUGAAAAAGAAGAAGAAUUAAACAAGAUUUACAAAAUGAUCAAAACAGAAUUGAUUGAUUCAAAGAAACAUCCCGUUGGAAAUGUUAUAAAAGACAUUUUCAAUAUCAUUCCAUUUAGAAAUCGCUAUACAAAGUCAUAUUUAUCUCUUGCCAAACGCAUAUUUGAUGAAUAUAAUGUCAAAGAAGUCAACAAUGUUGGUGUUGUUUCAAACUUUCUGUUUUAUAAAGAAUAUGGAAUUAAUUUAGACAAGUACUAUAAUAUCAUAAAAUUUGAAUUAAAAUAUCUCGAUAUUCAUGCUGAAAAUACGAUCUACAGAGCAAUCAUGUAUAAUGACUUAAAAAUAUUCAUUUUCUUCAUUGAAACUGAAGGAUUUGAUAAAAAUUAA
Messenger RNA from Trichomonas vaginalis G3, 483 nucleotides. Its product is annotated as protein ubiquitination. The coding region runs from base 1 to 483 and encodes 160 amino acids. Lineage: Eukaryota; Parabasalia; Trichomonadida; Trichomonadidae. The transcript has a single exon. The record is from RefSeq and is a predicted model, not a curated record.